Messenger RNA from Neltuma alba, 555 nucleotides. Its product is annotated as 40S ribosomal protein S25-2. The record is from RefSeq and is a predicted model, not a curated record. The coding region runs from base 61 to 387 and encodes 108 amino acids. The transcript has 4 exons. Lineage: Eukaryota; Viridiplantae; Streptophyta; Magnoliopsida; Fabales; Fabaceae.
UUUGCUUCUGCUGCUUGGGCUUCUGCCGAAUCGGAGAUCGCACUCUCUGAGAACUGAUCAAUGGCUCCCAAGAAGGACAAGGGUCCUGCUCCUUCCUCGAAACCUGCCAAGUCUGGCGGUGGCAAGCAGAAGAAGAAGAAGUGGAGCAAGGGAAAGCAGAAGGAGAAGGUAAAUAACAUGGUGCUCUUCGAUCAGGGCACCUAUGACAAGCUCUUGUCUGAGGCACCAAAAUACAAGCUCAUCACACCUUCCAUUCUCUCUGAUCGUUUGAGGAUCAAUGGAUCACUAGCAAGGAAGGCCAUUAGAGAAUUGAUGGCUAGAGGCUCAAUCAGGAUGGUAUCUGCACACGCAAGUCAGCAGAUCUACACUAGGGCUACAAACACUUAAAUGCUUUUGGUCAUAGGAUAUGUAGUGCUGGCGGUUUUGGCUGUAUUCUUGUUCCUUUUUUCCCCUGGUUAAUGACACUUGCUCUUGCUAUAUUGCAUCUCAGGACUAUUGUCGACUGUUUAAAUUUAUGCGUUAAUGAUAAGGUUUUAUUUCUCCUUGGUAACGAUA